CCAUACAAUGUUUACUAGUUCAAAUCGAAGAGGAGAGCUGUUUACUUUUACUUUAAAUCCUAAUUAAAAACGUUUCGAAGCGUAAGAUUGUACUUAGUAAAAGGUAAUACUUCCAAACCAUCAUGGUUGACGUUAAAAAGUUUAGCGAAACGGAUUUGUACGGUCUGCUGGAUAUCGAGAUCAGUGCCACUGAAGCCGAGAUACGUAAAGCGUACCGCAAAAAAGCUUUGCAAUGCCAUCCGGACAAGAAUCCCGACAAUCCAAAGGCUGCCGAGCUGUUCCAAGAACUGUCGAAAGCGUUGGAAAUCCUGAUCGAUAAGUCAGCUCGGGCGGCGUACGAUAAACUGCUGAGUGCUAAAAAAGCCGCUCAGCUACGGACGAAACAGCUGGACAGCAAAAGACAAAAGCUCAAAAAUGAUCUGGAAGAGCGGGAAAGGCGAGCAAAGGAACAAGCAACAGGGGGAUUUUAUAAAGUCAACAAGACCCCGGAGGAACUGUUCCAGGAAGAGUUCGAGCGGCUUCGCAAAGAAGGCUCAAAGUUGAUCGAAGAGGAGCAAGAGUUGAUGCGGCAACAGCUGCGAGAAGAGAAAGCAAUGCAAAGCUUUGCCAAAUCGAGCUGGGAUCCGUCAAAGCAUAGAAUAAAGAUUCGUUGGAAAGCGGCCAGCGACGACCUGACAAACGGUGGCUACUCGGAAGCAGUUUUAAAUAAGUUUCUCAGUAAAUACGGCGACAUCAAUGUGCUAGUGAUGAGCCCGAAAAAGAACGGUAGCGCUUUAGUGGAGUUUAAAACGCAGGAAGCAGCAGAAAUGGCAGUGAGCUAUGAGAAAGGACGACUAGACAAUGCCUGCAGCCUGGAGUGGAUAGGAGAUGCGCCUAAGAACAAAAAUUCUCGUACCGGAGGUUCGAGUACAGUCACCGAGAGAGAUUUCGAAAGUUUAGUUUUACGACAGCUGCGCCAAGCGGAGGAAAGGAAACGACUGAUCGAGCAGAUGAUGCGAGAGGAUGCCGAGGCGGAAGGAUCUUAGAUGCGAAAGGUUCUGGUUAUUUCAUUUUGUUUUAUUUUAUUUGUCUGUUUUCGUAUGCCAGAACUAUUUAGUUAUUUUCCUAACUCUAUUUUACAAACAUAAGCUUGGAAUCGAAAUGAAAAUCCAUGCGGAUAGUCUCUUC
Molecule: messenger RNA, 1167 nt
Organism: Wyeomyia smithii (pitcher-plant mosquito)
Lineage: Eukaryota; Metazoa; Arthropoda; Insecta; Diptera; Culicidae
Product: dnaJ homolog subfamily C member 17
Exons: 2
Coding region: 123-1025 (300 amino acids)
Biological process (GO): spliceosomal complex disassembly
Cellular component (GO): spliceosomal complex
Molecular function (GO): RNA binding
Source: RefSeq, a predicted model, not a curated record